AUGGCUACGGGUUCAGAGACUAAUACGUUUCAUCGUAGCACCUUGCUAGCAAAAAUUCAAAAUUUAAUCCAACUUGUCCAUGAAAGCAAAGAUGAUUUCAAGAAAAUUCUCACAGAAGAGAACGUCAAAUCACUAUACCCUCGGUACGAAAUGCUUGAUAAGUAUCGUAGCAGAUUUGAGGAGUUCAUCGAUCAAGCCAUUGAGUUUAACUCUGAAAAUCCUGAUAACGAAAUCGAUUUCCUGCCCCUACAAUCUGAAUUUAACAAGAUUCUCUGUGACUCUCAGAUGAUGUACCUAAGAGUUUCAGCUAAAAGAGUCGCCAAUGAAAAUGCAUCCGGUAAUAGCUCAACUCUUAUCAACACCACUGCCCAGAUGCUUGGGCCCAAGAUACGAUUACCCAAGCUGGAGCUAACACAUUUCUCUGGACAAAUUGAGAACUGGCGCACCUUUUACAACCUGUUCAAAGCCUCUGUUCAUGAUUCCACUCAUUUACUAGAGGUCGAAAAAUUCCAAUAUCUAAUCGGCAGUCUCCGUGGGGAUGCUCUCGCCCUGAUUAAAGGCCUAGACAUCACAGCGGCCAACUACGCUGUUGCAUGGAACCUACUGUGCAAAAGAUAUCAGAGCGAACGCCGGCACGUGUUUCAUCAUUUCACCGGCCUACUAGAUUUACCCGAGAUCAAGAACAGCAACCAGGUGCAUACUCUUCUCACCAAGCUUCGGGAGCACACUCAAGCUCUCACAGCCUUAGGCCACGAGUCCGAGUCUUAUGACGGCAUGCUCACUGCGGUGCUCAUCCGCAAGUUGUCACCUGGACUGUGGCGCCGCUUCGAAGAUUUCCGCGAGGCGGCCGAUAAUGCAUACCCCAAAUUAGCAGAAAUCAUAGCUUUCCUCGAAAAAGAGCUCAUGUUUUCUGACGACAUUUUUACCUCCCGCAAAGAGGGUGCGGCACCGGAAAAAGUCUCAAAAACCUUGGUAGCUACGUCAAGUAAUGAAAAUUCAGGCAAGAAAAAGAAAACUAAACAAGCAGACAGUGUCUUGGCCACCGCUACAGAAGCCAAAACUGAAAACCACACGCCCAAUUGCCUCAUUUGCCCUGAAAAACAUUGGCUUAAUCGCUGCCCUCUGUUUCUCCGAGACCCACCCGACAAGAGGCUAGAAACCAUCCGGAAUCACCAUCUAUGUCAGCUAUGCUUCAGCCCGAAACACGAGCUGGAUGAGUGCCCUCGCACUUUUGAUUGUCACCUUUGUCAUCAAAAACAUAGCGUCUACCUUCACGGGGCGGCGGGGCUAGCACCCAAAGAUCCUAAACCGCAGACCGAUGAAAAACCGCAUGUGGCUAUGGUCAGCUCAUCGUCCCAAGAAGAUACACUCGCAUUGCUCGCCACGGUGCAAGUCGAGGUCUGCUCAGCCAAAGGUUCGAUAAGCGUAAGAGGGAUCCUAGACUUGGCUUGCCAGUCCACUUUACUAGCCACCUCUUGUGCUAAGUCUUUGCAAUUGCCGGUGGACUCUAACUUAUUCUCCAUAGUCGGGGUUUCGGGCAACCCAGUCAAGACUCGUGGCUCCGCGCGCAUAACACUUAAAACUAAAGGGAAGGUCUUGGCGAAAAAUCAUGUCGUUACCAUAGUAGACAAGAUCAUCAACGCCACGCCUUCACGAGCCCUGUCACCAGAAAUCAGAGCGCGGCUAGCAGGUCUCCCGCUAGCUGAUGAGUUUUUUGACAAGCCGGCCGCCGCUGAGAUCCUCAUCGGUGUGGAUCUUCUACCUAGACUGCUUUGCGGUGAGACAAUAUUUCUCGGCGAGGGUUUCCCUACGGCUCUCAAAACAAAGAUGGGCUAUGCUCUUUUUGGGCCGGCGCCUAUACUCAAAGAGACAAACGUACUGAUGGUAAGCGCUUUGAACGAAGCCGAAGCAGCCAACACAGAAUCAUUACAAGAAUCGUUACAAAAAUUCUGGGAAGUGGAAGAACCACGACCCUCAGCGCCGAUCUGUCCUCCAGAUCAUCCUGCAGAGAUUCUUUUCAGGGAAACGACGAUUAGAUUGUCUUCUGGCAGGUACCAGGUUAGACUCCCGUUCGCGGAGCCUCCGGAAACCCUUGGGGCUUCGUUUCCUCAGGCGCUCACGCGCUUCAGAAAUCUAGAACGACAAUUUCGGUCUAAACCAGACUUUAAAGAGAAUUAUGCAAAAAUGAUACAAGGUCACAUGGACGCAGGGCAACUAACUCCCGCCCCCCCGGGCGUAUUAGAUGGCACCCACUACGUGAUGCCUCACUCAGCAGUAAUUAAAGAAACCUCGUCCACGACAAAAUUUCGUAUCGUAAAUGACGCAAGUGCUAAGACUUCAAGCGGUGUCUCGUUAAACGACAUACUACACGUCGGCCCAAACAUACUCAAGGAUAUCCGAGAGGUAAUCUUAAAUUUCCGGCGUCACAGCAUAGUAUUCUCGUGCGAUAUCAGGCAGAUGUACCUACAAGUCGCCCUUCAUCCUGACGACCAACGUUAUCACCUAAUAAUCUGGAGGUUCCACGAAACUGAGCCGCUUAGAUUAUACCAGUACACAAAUGUCACCUUCGGGGUAGCCAGCUCUGCUUUUCUGGCGGUCCGCACGCUUCGCGAGCUGGCCAGCCAACACAAAGAGCAAUUUCCCAACGCCUACAAGGUAAUCAUGGACGAAAUUUACGCCGAUGACGCGGCCACAGGAUCGGACACUUUGGAAAAUACCGUUCAGUUACGUCAAGAGCUAAUUGACCUGUUAGCUUUGGGAAAGUUUCAGCUCAGAAAAUGGUUCAGCAACGACCCCCGACUGUUAGACGGCAUACCAUCAGAGCAUCUGGAGGUUCCAUCGGGAUGGAAUUCAGGAGACUCGCCCGCCUUUUCCAUUUUAGGAAUACGUUGGCUACCCAGACAAGACGUGUUUCUUUACAAAGUCAACACCAUUGAACGCCCAUUCACGAAAAGGGGAGCUCUGUCGCUCAUAGCCACAAUUUUUGACCCCUUAGGCUGGCUAGCUCCAGCCGUUCUACCGGGAAAAAACCUAAUCCAGCAUCUUUGGCUCCAGAAAAUCGGAUGGGAUGAACCAUUACCCACACACCUACACACUAUGUGGGGAAAAUUUCUAGCCGAACUUCCAGCCUUAGAAGAGAUCCGAAUCCCCCGUCAUUUUUGCCCUCAGGGGCGUUCAAUCCAAGUCAUGGGUUUCAGUGACGCGUCACUGCUUGGAUACAGCGCAGUAGUCUACGCCCGAUUCACCGAUGCCAACGGACAGCUGGAUACCGCUCUAAUUGCAGCCAAAACGAAGGUCGCACCUCUCAAAAUGCUGUCCAUACCCAGGUUAGAGCUGUGCUCGGCAUAUCUGCUCACCACCCUCUUAGAAUUCAUCCAACCGAUAUUAAGCAAGAACUACCAAAUCGAGAAAGUAACUCUGUGGUCAGACUCGAGUGUUACAUUACAGUGGAUUCAGACCCCCCCUCACAAGCUAAAAACAUUUGUCGCCAAUCGCGUGGCCCACGUUCAAGAAAGGUUCCCGAACGCUGAGUGGCGUUACGUGAAAUCAUCAUUAAACCCAGCGGACAUCGCGUCGCGUGGCGUCAGCGCCCCGCAGCUAGUAGCCAACGAGCUGUGGUGGAAAGGGCCACCUUUCCUCAAAUGA
Molecule: messenger RNA, 3645 nt
Organism: Bemisia tabaci
Lineage: Eukaryota; Metazoa; Arthropoda; Insecta; Hemiptera; Aleyrodidae
Source: RefSeq, a predicted model, not a curated record